This is a messenger RNA of Rhineura floridana, 843 nucleotides long. RefSeq names its product olfactory receptor 2K2-like. Gene Ontology annotation, molecular function: G protein-coupled receptor activity; olfactory receptor activity. Lineage: Eukaryota; Metazoa; Chordata; Lepidosauria; Squamata; Rhineuridae. The record is from RefSeq and is a predicted model, not a curated record. Gene Ontology annotation, cellular component: membrane. Gene Ontology annotation, biological process: G protein-coupled receptor signaling pathway.
AUGCCCUUACUCUUCAUAAUCUUCUUUUUCUUAUAUACUACAACUCUGCUUGGUAACAUUGGCAUCAUUUCCCUGGCCACAGCAGAUUCCCAUUUACACACUCCCAUGUACUUUUUCCUUCAAAAUCUAGCAUUUCUGAACCUUUGCUACACCACAGCUGUGGUCCCGAAAAUGUUGGCCAACUUAAUAUCCACCAAGAAAACGAUAUCCUAUCAUAUGUGUAUGGCACAAACCUAUAUAUCCCUCUUUAUGGGAGCAGAAGAAUGUGUCCUUCUAGCUGUGAUGGCUUUUGAUCGCUAUGUAGCAGUGUGUCACCCCCUGCGAUACACCAUAAUAAUGAACUACCAUGUCUGUGUGAGGCUUGCAGCUGGAUCUUGGAUUAUCAGUUUUCUAGUCUCUGUUGUCCCACUCUUCUUAUCUUGCCCUCUUUUCUGUGAGGCUCCUGUCCUGCUGCACCUGAUCUGUACCAAUACCUCCUUAAAUGAGCUUCUUAUGUUACUGGGGGGUGCAGGCACAUUAAUGUUGCCCUUCAUAUUGGUUCUGGUGUCCUAUGGCUACAUUAUUGGUGCUAUCAUCAGAAUCUGCACAACUAGUGGCAGGCACAAAGCCUUUUCCACAUGCUCGUCCCAUCUCACAGUAGUGACAAUCUAUUAUGGGACAGGCAUGUUCAUGUACAUGAGGCCCAAAUCCUUUUACUCAUCUGAGAAUGAUAAACUGAUUUCUGUAUUUUAUGCAGUCAUCAAUCCUAUGUUGAACCCUAUUAUAUAUAGUUUCAGGAAUAAGGAAGUCAAGGAAUCAUUAAGGAGAGCCUUUGGAAGGAAUACAUUGGCUAAGGCACACUAA